AUGAGCCAGAGGUUCUCGCCACCAUCGGGCCAGACAUCGAGGUUCAGCAAGCCUGGUACAUCGUCGGUGUCGCCAUCAAACUCCGCAAAGACAGGAGAACCCAUCACAGAAGCGUCAGUACCGCCGUCUCCUACAACAGCUUCAGUUUUCCCAAGGCCUCAGCCACAGCCACAGCCACAGCCCAAGCGUGUGGACACGUCGAGCAAGGAGUACAAGCGUGUCGAGAGGAAGGUUGUGAGCGUCAUGGUGGCCUUGCCGAUCCUGUUCGUCACAUCCUACUUCCUCUAUGAACGACUUGCUCUUGGAAAAGUUCCUCCUUCCAUACCAAAUGCUCGUCCGAGCGACAAGCCAUUAUGA
Messenger RNA from Thermochaetoides thermophila DSM 1495, 357 nucleotides. RefSeq lists its product as uncharacterized. The record is from RefSeq and is a predicted model, not a curated record. Bases 1 to 357 code for a protein of 118 amino acids. The transcript is spliced from 2 exons. NCBI's taxonomy places the organism in Eukaryota, Fungi, Ascomycota, Sordariomycetes, Sordariales, Chaetomiaceae.